Molecule: messenger RNA, 2679 nt
Organism: Aspergillus campestris IBT 28561
Lineage: Eukaryota; Fungi; Ascomycota; Eurotiomycetes; Eurotiales; Aspergillaceae
Product: ENTH domain protein
Exons: 5
Coding region: 413-2311 (632 amino acids)
Biological process (GO): clathrin-dependent endocytosis; vesicle budding from membrane; clathrin coat assembly
Cellular component (GO): clathrin-coated vesicle; clathrin-coated pit
Molecular function (GO): clathrin heavy chain binding; 1-phosphatidylinositol binding; phosphatidylinositol-4,5-bisphosphate binding
Source: RefSeq, a predicted model, not a curated record
UCCCCCGGUCGCUUUGAAGCUUCUCCCAGUUUCCAAUCGGUCCCCCCUCCGUGACUCCCAUGAUUCUGGCUGGUCUUUGAAUUUUUAUUUUUUCCUAAACUCUUCAUAAUCUUGUCUUUCUUGACCUGGUAGGACCACCAUCGAUCCAUCCCCAUCACUUCCUGAUUUCCCCGCUUCGUUCCUGACUGGCCGCAUAAGAUUCACCGAUCCGCAACAUGGCCUCUUGAGCCACGAUGAUAAUUUUUGGUACUCACGUGGACAAGUCGUUUUGGAUUCCACGAGAGCUGUACGCUUUCUACUGACACAAGCGAUAUCGCCCACCUUCUUGCAACACCUGUUCGUCGAAUUGAACCUUAUCGCGACACAGUCAGCCUCCUGAUCCUGAUUGCGGCCCAAUUGAGGCGUCCCGACAAUGUCCAGUGGGAACUUUGAGAAGUCGGUCAAGGGGGCCACGAAAAUUAAACUUGCGCCCCCGAAAUCCAAAUACAUCGAACACAUAUUGGUAGCGACCCAUACUGGCGAGGCUGGCGUGGCGGAAAUCUUUCGCACGCUGGAGAUCCGGCUUCGUGAGUCAGGAUGGACGGUCGUGUUCAAGGCCCUGAUUGUCCUUCACAUGAUGAUCAGAGAGGGGCAGUUGGACGCCACGCUACAGUAUGUGGCGGAGAACCCUCGAAAGAUCGCCAUUAGCGGGUACUCGGAAGUGCAAACGCAAGGACACAAUAUUCGGAGAUAUUCCGAUUACCUCAUUUCACGUGCGAGGGCGUUCGAGAAAACGAAGACAGACUACGUGCGGGGUGGACAAGGCCGCAUGAGACGGUUGACAGUGGAAAAGGGUCUUCUUAGAGAGACGGAGAUUGUCCAAAGGCAGAUUCGCGCGCUGCUCAAGUGCGACCUCCUGACCGACGAAGUCGAAAAUGAAAUCACGUUAACAGCCUUCCGGCUACUCACGUUGGAUCUGUUGGCCCUGUAUUCGGUAAUGAAUGAGGGUACGAUCAACGUCUUAGAACACUAUUUCGAGAUGUCACGACCGGACAGCGAGCGUGCGCUGGAAAUUUACAAGACCUUUGCUGCCCAGACGGAAGAGGUAGUGAAAUUUUUAGGAGUGGCUAGGCAUUUUCAAAACGCCACCCGUUUGGAGAUACCGAAACUGAAGCAUGCUUCGACGGACUUGACGCGACUGCUGGAAGAUGAUCUGAAUGACCCGGACUUCAACCAACGUCGAAGAGAAUAUUUGCUGUCUAAGGGACGCAGCAGUGCAGAAAUCAAUGCGUCGCUGGCUCCGUCCGGCAACAGCAAGAGCAACAGCAGUAGGCCAAUGAGCAGAGUCGUCAACAACUCGGAACCCGCACGGCCUCGGACAGAGCCUGCGCCGCAAAAGAAGACGAAUCAAUCUGACCUGAUCGAUUUCUUCGAUACGAUUGAGCCCCCCGCUCAGCAACAACAGCAAUUUUUACAGCAGCAGCAACAGCAGCAACAGCAAGCACUGCAAUUCCAGCAGAUGGGGUUCCAGCCACAGCAGCAAGGGUUUUACGCCCAGCCGACAGGGUUCCAACAGCAGCCUCAAGCCACUGGUUACGGCGGGCAAUUCGCUCAAGCGAACAGCAAUCAAUUUGGACAGCAAGUCCAGCAACCGCCACAGCCUCUCCAGGCCACCCCCACUGGUGCCGGGUUCGGCGGGUACUCGGCGCAGCCGCAGCCACAGACGCAGACGUAUGGAUACCAGAAUCAUCUCACCCCUCAGAACAAUGCGGCACCUUUUGGUCAGCCACAGCAGCUACAACCGCAGACCACCAAUCCGUUCCGGCAAUCGAUGUUGCUGAACAACCCCACUGGGUCACAGUCACCUAUGAGUGCGUCUCCUUCUCCUGGAUUGAAUCGCCAGAGCACAAAUCCGUUUGCGCGACGAUUGUCCAUGGUAAAUCCGCAGUUUAGCGCCGGUGGACCGGGAUCAUUCUCUCAGCAACAGCCCCAGUUCCAACAACCACAGCAACCCCAACCACAACCGCAGCAGCAGCAACAGCCCCAAUUCCAACAACCGCCUCCGCAGACUGCCACACUGCAGCCUCAGCGGACUGGGACCAACCCGUUUGCCCGCAGCUCUUCGGUUCCGCCCCAGCAGACACCAGGGCUCCAACCUCCCGCUGCCGCGCCUCUGCGCCCGAAUCCCACGGGCAGUACGAAUCCCUUCCGACAAAGUACCUUUGUCAACCAACAGACUGGCCAAGGGUGGCAGGCCAGCGGCCAGCAGGGCACCCUUGGAGGCUAUGCACUACCGGAUACGACGCCCGUCUUUCCGCGACCAGGGAUGUAAUGACGCAGGGGCCAGUUCUAGAGUGUCGUUUUUCAUUUCUUUACCCCCUUUCUCUCUUUUCCCCAUCCUUUCUUUAGUCUCAUUGCUGUCCAAUCGGUCGCAUUUUGAUCUGUCUUUCUGUCAGUCUUUUUUAUCUUAUCUUUCUUUCAUUUUCCUCCAUGCAUACAACGAUGGCUCGCAGCGCGGCCACUGCUGGAUUCUGUGGCAAUAGCGAAUAUAACGAUCGAGGGUAUGUAAUCAGACACGCAGUUGGUACAAUUGUAUGACGAGAGCUGUCUGAGGAUUGGAUAGACUAGGAUAGACGUGUUCAUUGAUAGGAUUCACAGAGUACAAGUACAACCUACCAGCUUAUAGUCACCCCAAUCCGG